AUGGAGGAAACUAGCAAGAUUGCUACUCUUGGUACAGUUCCCCAAUUAGAACUAGAGGCAGACGAAGAGAAUGCUCACCGUCUAUCCCAACUAUGGCUGGUUGGCAAGGUAUUAUCACCCAAAAUAGUCAAGAAAAAUAUUGUCCAAUCCAUUAUUAGGCAUGUAUGGUUCACGGAUGAGGAGGUCAGAGUGGAUCAUUUACAUCCAAAUGUGUUUUUGUUUUGCCUUAAGUCUGUGUUGGACAGGAAUCGCAUCUGGCGAAAGCGACCUUGGUCUAUUAAUGGUGCACAUUUGGUCUUGAGAGAAUGGCGGCCCGACUCAUCCUUUGAAGAGAUUAACUUCCAUCUCUCAACUUUCUGGAUCCAAAUUCACGGGCUCCCCUUACAAUAUAUGACACGAGAAAAUGCCUUAAAGAUUAGAGGUCUCUUUCCAACCGUCUUACAAUGUGAAUAUACUUCCAGAACAAACAUCAUUGGUAUGAAAUACAUGCGCUUGCAAGUAGAGGUGGACACCUCCAAGCCUCUUCUAAAGGGCUUCUUCCAAAAGGUCGGCAAUGGUGGCUCGUGGAUAAAAUUUGCUUAUGAGCGCUUGGCUGAAUUUUGCUAUAAUUGUGGGAAACUAGAACACGGGAAAGGGAUCUGCACUGAACCCCCUUCUGCAGAACAAUCAUCAGAAGAGAAUAGUUAUGGUCCAUGGAUGCGUGCUAAAGCUACUGCCUCCACGGCGAUCAACGACAGGAACUAUCUUCGUAGGAUGGAGUUGCCUUAA
Molecule: messenger RNA, 768 nt
Organism: Ziziphus jujuba (common jujube)
Lineage: Eukaryota; Viridiplantae; Streptophyta; Magnoliopsida; Rosales; Rhamnaceae
Exons: 1
Coding region: 1-768 (255 amino acids)
Source: RefSeq, a predicted model, not a curated record